Molecule: messenger RNA, 2476 nt
Organism: Poecilia latipinna (sailfin molly)
Lineage: Eukaryota; Metazoa; Chordata; Actinopteri; Cyprinodontiformes; Poeciliidae
Gene: lysmd4
Product: LysM, putative peptidoglycan-binding, domain containing 4
Exons: 3
Coding region: 121-870 (249 amino acids)
Source: RefSeq, a predicted model, not a curated record
CAGUCCCACGAAAAAGUGGGCUAACCAGUAGCAACAGUAGCAACUCGUCCAGAGCUAACAAGGCCAACCUGGAAGGAGCGAUUUGCUACAGUUGCCAAAGCACAAGGUUGAUGUGUCGUUAUGUGGAGGGGGGAGCAUGGCCCGCAGGCGUUCCAGGCCCCUGUGGAUGUUCAUGCCAGUGCAGACGGGCAGGUGUACAUGUUCAAGAGGAGGACAAAUGAGUCCGCUGUGUCCUCGGACGAUGAGGAGCUCAGCGUUGUGGAGACAAGGCGGAUGAAGCGAGACAAUGUGAGGAAUGUCCAGCUGCUGGAGCGAGAGGUUUUAGACGGCGAUAGCCUCAACAAGCUUGCCCUGCAAUAUGGCUGCAAGGUUGCUGACUUAAAACGGGUUAACAACCUUAUGCAAGAACAAGAUUUGUUUGCACUGAAAGUUAUCAAAAUACCAGUUCAGAAGCACAGCUUUUUGACAGAAACACUCUCAGAACAACAUGAUCCUCAAGAGGAAGUACCUUGUUCCACUCAUGAUAGAGCUCCAUUUGAGCCACGUGUGCGGGAUGUCACAGACUUUCUGAUGGAGGUAGACAGCGACAUGGACAAACUGAUUCAGACCACCCCUGACCAUGAAGAAGAUUUCUCAGAAAACGCUGGGAGAUGGAGGAGAUGCGGUUUUGGAAGACGGCGUGUGAUGAGUCACGGCGCGGACUGGGGAAUCCAGUGGUGGAACGCUUUAGUAGCCAUGCUGUUAAUAGGGAUUGUUCUGCCAUUAUUUUAUUUGAUUUACUUCAAAACUAGGGUUAGCGGAGUAGUCUCACCAACUGUUUCGCAGUCAUCCGUCUCCUCUUCCAACACAACACAGACACACCGUAGCUAAACAACUUUAAGAACCUGGAUAGAUCAGGUGAAGAAAAAUCUAAAAUCCUUUUAUAUUUGGGUGAAAUAUAAAUACAAGAUGAAAAUAAGACUGGAGCUAAAAGUCUUUGCUUAAGAAAAUUUGUGUCUGAAUACCGGCAGUGAAUUUCAGUUGAAUCAAAACUUUAUUGCAGUGAAAGUAUAUUUAACCUCUUACAGAUUUCUUUGACUUUAGUUUUUUUUUUUUUUUUGUCUCUCAUUUUUCAGCGCUGCAAGCUCAUUUUAUUGUCAGAAAAAAAAGAAACCCAUCCUGUACAAAGAGAAUAUUUGAAGAUGGUGUCACAUAUAAUUUGAUUUAAUACACUUUGGGGGAAAACCUUUCCAAACCAACCUGGCUCUAUGUGAAAACGUAAUUCCCCUUAAGCCUUAUAACGGGUUAUGCCUCCUGGUUAUGUCGCUAUCAGACAAUUCAGUACGUUGUAAGUUAGUUUUUCAAUAAUCGCUGUUAUAAGAGUACAUUUUUUUCUUUUAUUUGUUUUAGACAUUCAGAGGUGAACUUAGUGGUGUGCUCUCAAUCAUUGUCCAAGUGCACUCGAGCUUAUUGUCCUGAGCUGAUGGCAGAAAUUCUUCCUCAGGAUGAGAUAAUUCAUGAUUUCAUCAGUAAUGUUAAAUCAUUCAGAUCCUAAAACAGCGAAGCCGCUCCCAGACCAUUACACCACCGAAACGGCUCUGAAACCCUUUCCAGACUGACGACUACUGUCGUGACAAACUUUGUUUCAUCUGGUGAUGAAUUCUUUACAACCAGACGUGAUGUGGCAGUAAUCUGGCUUGGGCAUGGUCUGUGAAACUGAAUGUGCUCCCUAAUGGUUCAUUUUUCUGACCGUGAAAUUGGUUUGAUGACUUAAAACAUUGUGACACAGAAAUCUCUAGGAGGGCAAGUAACUGUUUCACAGCAAAGUACAUGAAGCUUGAUUCAGAUCCAUUAGUAGCUGUCAUGAAGUGAAUUUCAAAUCCUCCAUACAGCUUCACAAUCAGGAACAUGUCUCAUCUGAACUAUAUUAGGUCAACGUUUUAGAUCUAUUGCACUACAGUAAGACAUUAGGCUUUUCCACCAGGAACAAUAAACCUGAGCUUCUUACGCUGUUAGAACCAUUCAAGUUUAAACUGUAUUUAAGAGAUUUUAAUGUAUUUGUUUGUAUUUGUUAUUUUGCUGCCAUAAUGCACCUCAUACCUAUUUGUCCAGAGGCUGACAGUGCUAAGUGUGAUUGUUUACAGUAACUAGGUGUGCAAUAUGUGUAACCCAUUUAAUCUUUAUCUUACCUCCUGCUACAUGUGAAACAGAAUGGGGUAUAUUUUUUAAAUCAUUUAUUGAUUGAUGAUCAAAGUCACAUUAAGUGCCUGACGACUUUGUUGUGAGUUGAGUUUGAACAGCCUGAAUGAAGAAUGAACAGGUGCUCAGUUUCAUUGGUUUGUUUACCUUUUGAAGUGUUACAAUAUAAGAAUGUUGUUAAAAUUAGAUUGAUAUCUGAAAUACAUGAUGUUUUUAGCAAAAUCUACAUGGAAAAGUGACUUGUGUGAAAGUAAUAUUGUUUUCUGCUUGGUCCAGAUUAAAUUGAAACUGAAAGUGG